This is a messenger RNA of Planococcus citri (citrus mealybug), 978 nucleotides long. Its product is annotated as protein takeout-like. The record is from RefSeq and is a predicted model, not a curated record. NCBI's taxonomy places the organism in Eukaryota, Metazoa, Arthropoda, Insecta, Hemiptera, Pseudococcidae. Bases 101 to 847 code for a protein of 248 amino acids. The transcript is spliced from 6 exons.
GAUUCAUUAAGCAAUCUUGUAGUAAAAAAUUUUCAUUCGUUUGAAAUUCGAGUUUAUACGUUGUUUAUUUUUGUAUCUCCGAGCAGUAAAAUCUCUCAAAAUGAAACUAUUACUUUGCUGUGUUUUUUUGAUGUGCCUGAUUUUUAUGGCUCAAGCAGCCAGAGACAUUACAACGUUCCUAAAAGUUUGCCAUCAAAGUGAUCCUCUUUUGGACAAAUGUAUGAAAGAAAGCUUAGAACGAUUAAGACCAUUCUUAAAAACCGGCAUUCCGGAAUUAUCGAUUCCAUCAUUCGAGCCACUGGUUAUACCUGAAAUAACAAUGAAUCAAGGCAAAGGUUCCCUCAAUUUGCAAACCACAUUCAACAAUCUUCACCUAUGGGGUCUUAGUAAUUUUGACGUGAAAGAUUUCCGCUCGAAAUUGGAAGAUAAUCUUUUCAAAUUCAGAGUAUUCUUUCCUUAUUUAACGUCUAAAUCGAUGUACCGAGUUCAUGGCCGUAUACUCAUGUUACCUAUCGAAGGAAGCGGUUUAGCCGAAGGAAAUUACACCAAUGUCGAGGGCAUCGUUCAAAUUCAAGGAAGUCAAAGAACAGAAGAUAGUAAAACUUAUUUCCACGUCGAUAAUGUUGUUAUUAAUUUGGAUGUAUCGCACGUUGGCGUUUAUUUCGAUAAUUUGUUCAACGGAGAUAAAGAAUUAGGAGACGCCAUGAACGCAUUUCUGAAUGACAACUGGAAACACGUAAUGAAAGAUAUGAGGCCAGUUUUGGAAGAAUCGAUUGGAGCUGUAAUGAAAGACCUUUUCAACUCGAUGUAUAAUAAAAUCCCCCUCGACGAAAUUCUGCCGCUGUGAUAGAAAAAGGAGCAGUUUCAUUUGCAUUUUCACAUCUUCACGAAAUGGAAAAGUCAUCAAAAAAAUGUCACGUCAUUUCAAUAAAUAACGAGACUUUACGAUAAGACUUUAUUAAAAAUGAGCACGCUGAA